Messenger RNA from Myzus persicae (green peach aphid), 2639 nucleotides. It is a transcript of the gene fwd, whose product is annotated as phosphatidylinositol 4-kinase beta. NCBI's taxonomy places the organism in Eukaryota, Metazoa, Arthropoda, Insecta, Hemiptera, Aphididae. Gene Ontology annotation, molecular function: 1-phosphatidylinositol 4-kinase activity. The record is from RefSeq and is a predicted model, not a curated record. The transcript is spliced from 9 exons. Gene Ontology annotation, biological process: phosphatidylinositol phosphate biosynthetic process; phosphatidylinositol-mediated signaling. The coding region runs from base 1 to 2298 and encodes 765 amino acids. Gene Ontology annotation, cellular component: cytoplasm; membrane.
AUGCACGAAAACGCAUCAACAAAAGUGGCUGUUACUACUUCUGUGACACCUGUACAUGGUCGCCCGGAAUUUAGCAAACACAGAAAUAGCAACCACCAAAGGAACCUUAGCCUUGACUUUCGGUCAAUGGGUAUUGUAUUACCAACAAUAAAUCAUCCUUCACACCACCGAAACCGUAGUUUGGAUUCUGUACUUACUAAAAUACCAGAGGUAGAUGUGAUACCAAGUCCUGAGUGUCCUGAACCAAUAUGUGCACCAAUAUCUGACCCAAACAUCCAUUCGGAUGAUUCGGGUAUUGGGAGCUCAGAGAUGGCGAGCAGCUGUAGCCGAGAGAGCCUUAGCUGUUCAGAACCCAGCCCUUCAAAACAGGGAAGUUACGAUGCUCAGACAUUCGACAAAGUUUCUAAAAGUUUUCUGCUCAGACUGAUAGAGUCCAAGCUGUUUGAUAUGCCAAUGGCCAUUAUGUACCUUUUCAAUUCAAAAGAGCCUGGUGUCCAACGGUAUAUAGGUGAUAAAUUGUUUAGUUUUGAUGAUAAUUCAGUAGAUUUUUUCUUGCCACAACUAAUUAGUAUGUACAUACAAAUGGAUGACAUAGCUGAGGCUAUAGAUCCAUAUUUGGUACAUAGGUGCCGUAAAUCUUGUGAUUUUUCUAUUAAAUGUGCAUGGUUAUUAAAUGCCUUCCAUGAUUUAAAUGCUGAAUCAAAAUCUCGUGGUGGUCAAUUAAUCAGUACAAUUCUCAACGAGCAUUAUAAACAAGGACCAAGUGAACCAACCUCUGUAGACUCAUUCAACUUAUUAACAAAAAAGACUCAUUGUCGGUCUAGAUCUGACAGCUCGAUGGUCAAUUUAAAUGGAAUUCAAAUAGUACGUGAACGAAACUUUUUAGGGGAUUUAAGUUCUGGUAUGGCAUUUGAUAAUAGAUGCAGUUGCACUGAACAAAUAGCUGAGUGUCGAUGUGGCGCUCCAAGAAUGUGUUCUGAAGUAGAAUUUAUCAAAUGCUUGACAACACUCGGACGAGAUUUGGCUAAACAAUCAACUAGAGAAGCAAGAACUACUUAUCUCUAUAGCCAAUUAAGUUUAAUUAAUAAGAAUUUACCUGCUAAAGUUUGGAUACCAUUGUACAACUGUAAUCAUCAUAUUUUAUCAAUUCCACCACGUGUAGCAGCUGUUUUAAAUUCUAAAGACAAGGCUCCAUUCAUUAUUUAUGUGGAAGUAGCAGAAGUAGAAGAUGCCGAACGGUCUCCCUUGACUACCCGGGUAUCAAAUCUUCGUCAAACCCGUAGUGAAGAAAAUCUCACUCGAUGCGAGUCCCAAGAUCCUAAACCGGAAAUAAACAAUCAAAACAUGUUUAUUGUAGCCGGUGACAUAAGACGUCGCCUCACCGUUUCCACAGAUAUUAAAAGUUCUUCGCCCACAGAUCCCGAAGACCCUUCUGCUGCUGCACUCAAAGAACUUUGGUCAGAAAAAGAAAAACGUGUCAGGGAAAAAUCUCCAUACGGUGGUCUAGCCAACUGGAAACUAUUGCCCGUUAUUGUGAAAACAGGUGAUGAUUUGAGACAAGAACUUCUCGCCUCUCAAUUAUUACUAACAUUGCAUAGCAUAUGGAUGUCAGAAUUAGUACCAUUAAAAGUUUUUCCAUAUAAAAUACUAUGCUUGUCAAAUGAUGCCGGUUUAAUAGAACCAGUAUUAAAUACUAUCUCUUUGCACCAGAUCAAAAAACAAAAUAAAAAUUCACUAUCAAUGUAUUUUGAAGAAGAAUUUAAAGAAAAUACUUUGGUAGAAGCACGACAAAACUUUAUAGAAAGCUGUGCUGCGUAUUCUCUUGUUUGUUAUUUGAUCCAAGUAAAAGACAGACACAAUGGAAACAUACUUCUUGAUAAUCAGGGUAAUCUUAUACAUAUUGAUUUUGGAUUCAUACUGUCAGCAUCCCCUAAAAAUCUAGGAUUUGAAAGUUCACCCUUUAAAUUAACUUCGGAAAUGGUUGAUGUUAUGGGUGGACUUGACUCAGAUGGUUUCAAAUACUUCAAAUUACUAAUACUACGUGGUUUGAUUGCUUCACGUAAACACAUGGACAGAGUGUUGUCUGUCGUCCAAAUCAUGCAGUCUGCUAAUUCACAGUUACCUUGUUUUAGAGCUGGAGCAACAGCUGUAAUUGGAUCUUUGAAAUGUCGUUUCCAUUUAAACCUUACAGAAUCUCAACUAAUAUCGCUUGUUGAUAACAUGGUUGAGUCGUCGUUGCAUUCAAUCACGACCAAAUUGUAUGAUGGCUUUCAAUACUACACGAAUGGCAUACUGUGAUUGUUACACUAUACGUUACUUGGAAUACACAAAACAAUAUGUACAAAGUCUCCUACAUAGUAUUUACAUAAUUGGCAAAUGCUACUUCCAAGUACGAUUUUUUUAUUGAAUGAAAAUGAUAAUUAAUUUUUUGCUCACUAAACCUGGUCAAUGAAAUACUGUCAAUGUUACCUAAUACUAAUGUUAAAAAAAUCCUUUAUUCUUUAUCCUAAGAAAAAAUAUCAAAUAUAUUGUAAAUAAACAAAUCCCUUUGUACAUACAUACACCCAAAAACACACAUACGCUGUAUUUGUACUAUAUCAUUAUGUUAUAACAAAUUGUAAUUAAUUUGUAAAUUAUUU